AGCAGGAAAAAAUGUGAAAAGGAAAGAAUGAAUCCAGGGAUCUGAGUCAGCAGCUGCUGUGGUACGAGUCCGCUGCUCCUCAACUUCCUGGGAUCUUCUCCAGCACCAAGAAGACGUUUACAGUCACUCGUUUUAGAUUGUCCCAAGAGCCGUGUUUUUGAAGAAGACUUGAAGCAAAAGAAGGGAAGAAGAGGGGAGGAGACCACCGGGUUUCUAGAAGUCUCCUGACUGCAGGGUGAGCAACUGUUUUCCUCUAGGCUCCAUGUCUAUCAGAGUAUCCGGCAUGAGUGUUCUUCCUCCGGUCCGUCGGGACCGAAUCAUCGCUCAUCUUCCUCAGCCCUUCAGACAGGAAGCAGCUGUCCACAUCACAGGUGAUUUCAACAACAAGGUCAAAACUGCGUGCCAGGAGCAGCGCACCGGCACUGUCGGCAGAUUUAAAAUCUCAAAGGUCAUCGUGGUUGGAGAUCUGGCCGUGGGGAAAACUUGCCUGAUUAAUAGGUUCUGCAAGGAUGCUUUCGAUAAGAACUACAAGGCAACAAUCGGUGUGGACUUUGAGAUGGAGCGCUUCGAGGUGCUGGGUGUUCCUUUCAGCCUGCAGCUGUGGGACACCGCGGGUCAGGAGAGGUUCAAGUGCAUCGCUUCUACCUACUACAGAGGAGCUCAGGUUGUAGUGAUCGUGUUUGAUCUUAACGACAUUGCCUCUCUGGACCAUUCAAGACAGUGGCUUGAAGACGCCUUGAAAGAAAAUGACCCCACCAGUGUUCAGCUGUUCCUCGUCGGCACAAAGAAGGACUUGAGCUCUCCAGCUCAGUAUUCUCUAAUCGAACAAGAUGCCCUCAGACUUGCAAAGGAGAUCCAUGCAGAGUACUGGGCAGUUUCAUCACUGACAGGGGAAAACGUGAGGGAGUUUUUCUUCCGGCUCGCCUCUCUGGCCUUUGAGACGAAUGUCCUCGCUGAGUUGGAGAAAAGUGGAUCUAGACAAAUUGGAGACGUUGUCCGAAUCAACAGCACAUCAAGCAAUCUGUCCGCUUCCUCCAAAAAGAAACAGCCCAACUGCUGUCAGUGAGGAUGUCUGCUGGAAUGUGAGGAGACUGAAAAAUUAGGCCUUUUUUUCUCCAGCUGGGAUGACUGUGGCUGCUGUCCAGCUCAGAGGGGAAGAUUUUUGUGGGCAGAAAAGGCUGCCGGGCAUAUUUGAAGUCACUUUUUCCUGGCUUUGGGAGUAUUUCCUUCAUAGGAAGGGUGUAGAUUUGAUUUGUUGUGUCACAGCAGAACAAAGCAGCUACACAUAAUAGUGACAACUAAGAUUCAGAAAAAUGACUCUAGGUACUUCCUUUGCUGAGAGCUUAGCUUGAAUCGUUUUAUUGUGUUUUAUAGUCAGUAUUUUUCUUCAUAUGUAUUCUGAAAGUUUUUCUUUUAGGGAGGUAACGGUGGCAGUAUUUUAACCCAAAUAUUUCUACAGGUAGCAUGAAAAUACAAGAAAACAAUAAGUAGUCUUUUUUUUAGUGUUCAUAUUUAUGUAAAGACUCAAACUGAGACACUUUGUUCCUAAACCUUUUAUAUGCAAUCAAGCCAGACUGAAUAUUCUGUUUGUCAAUGUGUUUGAGGAUGUUAAUGUUUACCAUUUACUGCCUCUGAAAUAUAUUUCUUUUGUCCAAGAGGAGAAAAAAGUGAAUUGUAACAAACUGGUAGUUAUUAAAAACAUUCAAACUUUA
Oryzias latipes (Japanese medaka) is the source of this 1712-nucleotide messenger RNA. It is a transcript of the gene rab34a, whose product is annotated as RAB34, member RAS oncogene family a. Lineage: Eukaryota; Metazoa; Chordata; Actinopteri; Beloniformes; Adrianichthyidae. Gene Ontology annotation, molecular function: GTPase activity; GTP binding. The record is from RefSeq and is a predicted model, not a curated record.